This is a messenger RNA of Nanorana parkeri, 1113 nucleotides long. Its product is annotated as olfactory receptor 1361-like. The transcript has 3 exons. NCBI's taxonomy places the organism in Eukaryota, Metazoa, Chordata, Amphibia, Anura, Dicroglossidae. Gene Ontology annotation, biological process: G protein-coupled receptor signaling pathway. Gene Ontology annotation, cellular component: membrane. Gene Ontology annotation, molecular function: olfactory receptor activity; G protein-coupled receptor activity. The coding region runs from base 1 to 1113 and encodes 370 amino acids. The record is from RefSeq and is a predicted model, not a curated record.
AUGAAAAAAGAAAACGCUUCUUCAGGUACCUACUUUGUGCUCCAAGCACUAUCGGACAAUCCCCAAAUACAAUGCUUUGUAUUCAUCUCUUUUUUGGCAAUCUACCUUCUAAUUUUGCUCGGGAACUCAGCCAUUAUGGCUGCCGUCCAUUUGGACAGCAACCUGUCUGGGGCCCCCAUGUACAUGCUCCUGGGCCACCUCUCCUUUCUGGAUAUGUGCUACACCACAGUGACUUUCCCCAAGAUGCUGGUGGGUCUUCUUCUGGACGAUCAAACUAUAACAUUUGGCGGCUGCUUCGCCCAACUAUUCUUCUUUAUCUCAUUUGGGCAAACGGAGAGCUUCCUCCUGGCGGUCAUGGCCUACGAUCGUUAUGUAGCCAUUUGCUGUCCUUUGCACUACGUGGACAGAGUGACAAGAUGGUUGUGCGUUUGCCUAACAGGUUUGUCGUGGUUUAGUGGCUUUCUGAAUGCGGCCCUGCACACCGGUUUGGCUGCCCGCUUGUCCUUCUGUUCCUCCAACCAAAUUGGCCAUUUCUUCUGCGACAUCACACCAUUGCUGAAGAUAUCGUGCGUGAGCACUGUGUUGAAUGAGAUUGUGAUAUACGUGGCCGGCAUUUUCAUUGUCUGCACUCCAUUCUUAUGUAUUCUGCUGUCUUAUGUUUAUAUUCUCCUCGCGAUAAUCAGGAUUCCAUCUGCGAAAGGUCGGCACAAGACGUUCUCCACCUGCAGUUCCCAUCUAACCGUGGUUUGCAUGUUCUACGGCACGGUCCUUCUAAUGUACAUGCGCCCAGCCUCCUAUUCCGGGGAACAUGAUAAGAUAUUUGCUUUGCUGUAUACAUUCAUCACGCCACUGCUAAAUCCAUUUAUUUAUGGAUUAAAGAGUAUGGAGGUCAAGGAGGCUUUCAAGAAAUUCAUUUUGCAUGGACGGACAUGGAGGCAGCCAUACCGCCACAAUCUCAGACAGGCUGCAUCACAUCAACACUGGCUCUGGGCACAAAAUGGCAGCACAUUCUCCCCGGUAGCCAUUUAUAGCAAGCAAAGGACAAAAAAUGUCACACCAUUGCCACUAGCUGAAGUGGAGGAUGAUGGGAGCCACUUCAGCAUAAGCUUGUAG